AUGUCUUCAGCAGAGGAACUCCGACCGGUCCCACACAGUCGGGAUCAGAUUGCCGGAGGCUUUAACGCCCAUGAUGUACACUCAAAACACGAAACGCAACAUCCAGCUGCACUGGCCGAGGCUUUGAAGGCUGUACGUCGCGCGCCAGAUACACCGUCAGAUAGCAACAGUGACUCAGGUUAUGAAGCCAGGGACAAGCCGCUGCAGUCAGUCCUGUUACGGCGUAGGGCGGAGAUCGAUUCAUAUGACAACUCGGCAUCGGAUACGCCUGAGAUUCUGCCAUUAGAUAAUCCGGAACUUGAUCAGAAAUCGAGCCCCGAGCAGCUCCAUCAGUCCUUGUCCACUCCUGAAUUCCAUUCUUCGAGUAGUGGGAAGAAGACGUAUGUGGUGGCUAGCGAUGACGCCGAGCUUCGCGAGAUUUUGAGGAGAGGCCUGGAAAGGGAGAGGGAGAAGCUGUCGCCGAAUAGACGUGAGAAGCUUCGGGACAUGGUUUUUACUAGGCAGUUCUCGGCUUUCGAUAGGCAAAACCAGGAUGCCGCGAAUAGCCCAUUUCACGGCUUUUACGUCCUUUUCUGGAUCGGCUUGGCCAUCUAUAUUAUCAAGAUGGGGGCAGAGAAUUGGAGGAAAACUGGAAAUCCGCUCGGCACUAAUGAGAUUAUGAAGUCUAUGUUUCGAAGAGAUGUGGUUGUGCUCCUAUUCUCCGAUGGAGUUAUGUGUGGCCUGACCGGGGUGAGCUGGGUUAUUCAACGCCUCGUCUUCCUUCACUAUAUCGAUUGGAACAGAUCGGGAUGGGUACUGCAAAAUAUAUGGCAAACCUUUUUUAUCGCAAGUGUGGUUGGCCUCACGCUUGUGAGAGAUUGGCCAUGGACACAUACUGUCUUCUUCGUCCUUCACGGCCUUGUAAUGUUAAUGAAGCAACAUUCCUAUGCCUUCUACAACGGCCACCUUUCGUCUCUCUACAAGAAACGCCAGAGCCUCCUGCUUAAGCUUAAACAACUAGAGAGUAUCUCGCCAGUUACAUCUCCGUCGCUCACGAGCCCGCGUGUCUCAGCUCUUUCUACAUCCCAUCUCGCCCACCCGCCGUCCGCAGAUGAAUACCAAGAAAGGCGACGUUCAUUGUCGAAAUCUAGACCCGCUGAUCAAAAUGAUAUCGAGAAUAUAUCCCGCGUUAUCGAGGCAGAAAACCCGCUCGACAUGGAGCAAUUGCAAAUAUUCGAAAGGCUGAUAAAGUGGGAAGCUGAUGCGCUCACGGAUGAGCUCCGAGGCAAAGCAACAGACCCGACACACUAUUACCCAAACAAUCUAACGUUGAUGAAUCAUUACGAAUACAUUGUCUUGCCCACCGUUGUAUAUGAGUUGCAGUAUCCUCGGUCUGAAACUAUCAAUUGGUUAUACGUGGCCGAGAAAACCUGUGCUCUAUUCGGCAUUAUAUUUGUUAUGAUAAUGAUCUCUCAAGCUUUCAUAUACCCCGUCGUGAUGAGAACCGUAUACAUGAAGGAAGCGGGUUGGACAGUAGCUCAAAGGUUUCGGGAAUUCCCAUGGCUGUUGAGUGACCUAAUCUUCCCUUUUAUGAUGGAAUACCUAUUGGCUUGGUAUUUGAUCUGGGAGACGGUCCUCAAUAUACUUGCCGAACUUACUUGCUUUGCGGAUAGGAGCUUCUAUGACGCAUGGUGGAAUUCUGUCUCCUGGGAUCAAUAUGCUCGUGAUUGGAAUCGCCCCGUCCACAAUUUCCUCUUACGACACGUAUAUCACAGCUCGAUCUCCUCUAUGCGAGUCAACAAACAUACGGCAACGCUCAUCACGUUCUUCCUCUCGGCCUGCGUUCACGAGCUCGUCAUGUGGUGCAUAUUCAAGAAACUUCGCGGCUAUCUACUUAUCCUGCAGAUGUGCCAACUUCCACUCGUAAGGAUGAGCCGGACGAAGUGGCUUCGCAACCAGAAGACGGUGGGAAAUAUGAUAUUUUGGAUCGGAAUUUUCACUGGGCCUAGUUUACUGUGCAGUUUGUACUUGAUCCUUUAAGGCAUUUGUGAUCUAGAUACUUGGCGUUCUAGGGACAUCGGAAACGAGAGUAAAUGGAACCAUGGAAUACUCUAGACUAGAUAUACGAGGAGAGAUCAGGGGUUUUAGGGGUUCAGGGUGUUUAUAUAUGGACUUCAGUAUGAUGGAUAGUAUGAGGCUACGUCUUCGGUAGAAGCGACCAACAUUUAUCGAUCCCUCUCCUUUUUGCACCCCUAAAACCACAUUUAAACAGAAAUUCCAUAGCUUCAUUGUGUAUCACAUGUCGGGUAUAUUUCCUCCACCUUCCUAGGUAGGUAUCGUGAGAUGGUUCUAAAUGUAAACAGCCACACACCCUCAUGAAUAGAGGUCGCCAUGACUGUUUGAAACUUACAUCCGAAUAUCUGCACCUACCUUAGAUAGGUAAGUUGGUAACGAUUAGAAUGAAGUUGUAAUCGAUCGAAUCGAGAUUCUUGAUGAUCCUCUCGCGGUUGGGGAUUUGAUGACAUUUUAGGUUACUCUUAUCUACAUAGGUAGGGCUCGUCUUACUUCUCAUGCUUACAUAGUAGAAUUACCGUACGGUAUCCCGACUUUGUGGCUCAUGCAG
Annulohypoxylon truncatum is the source of this 2602-nucleotide messenger RNA. RefSeq names its product MBOAT family protein. Lineage: Eukaryota; Fungi; Ascomycota; Sordariomycetes; Xylariales; Hypoxylaceae. Gene Ontology annotation, biological process: ergosterol metabolic process. The coding region runs from base 1 to 2019 and encodes 672 amino acids. Gene Ontology annotation, cellular component: endoplasmic reticulum membrane. Gene Ontology annotation, molecular function: ergosterol O-acyltransferase activity. The record is from RefSeq and is a predicted model, not a curated record. The transcript is spliced from 8 exons.